AUGUCAGGUGGCGGCGGCAAAGUAUCAAGUAAACCUCAUAAACAUGGUGUGAUUGUAGAUCACCCUGACAUUGCAAUUGUCAAACAUAUUAGCUAUGUCGAUUUUAUGGUCAAAGCAACAAAUAUCUAUAGAAAAUAUAGAUCUGAUUGUAAAACAAUAAAAGCACCUUUGAUUCUAAAUCUUGGUAAUGAAGCAAUGAGUACAGAGGAUUUGGAGUUCUUUGGUAAUGUUGCUGGUAUGGUAGCCGGGGGAGGAAUCUUGGCUGGGGGGACCUUACUCUCGAAUUUCGGAGAUGUUACCAAUGUCAUGGGAAUUAUCGGUCAUAUUCAUAAAAAGGCAGCUGCCACCCAUAGCCAAACACCUGGUUACAAAGAAGUCUACUGUAGUCAUCUCUACAAAGAAUUACCAAGUAGUUUUCUAGUUGAAUGGAAAAUGAGGCUUGGAUUUUAUGACCUAUGUGCCGGUAAUCUUGACCAACCAUUUAUAAUUGAAGCAUAUCAUCAUAAAAAAGUUGGAGCAAGUGCAUUGGUAGGAUUGAUCAAUGUAUCUUUAAAUGAUAUUCGAAAUAACCAAGGCAAACAUUUUACUUUGGAACCUCCAAAGAAAAUUAAAAAGGAUGAAAGUAAAAGUAAUAAGAAUAAUAAUGAUUCUUCUUCUUCUUCAUCAAAACAUAAAUCAACAGAUAGUAGUAGUAGUAAUGGUAGUAGUGGUAAUGAUGGUAGUAGAAGAGAUUCGAAUAGUAGUAUUGGGAGCAGUGGAGAAUCACUGUCUAAUGGUGUUGACUUUACCAUUUUCAUUUGUCCAUCUGCAUCAUGGGACAUUAAAGAUAUUAUGACUCCACCUACUCCACUUCCACAAAUGACCAGGUCUCCAUUAGUAACGUCAUCAUCCUCAUCAUCAUCAUCCUCUGCAGCUGUACCUCCACCAACUCCACCAAAACCAACAAAUAAUAAUAAUAAUAAUAAUAAUAAUAAUAACAAAAAUAUUAAUAAUAUUAAUAAUAUUGAUAUUGAUAGUAAUACUACUCCAAUUGCAACGGCAACACCAUAUUCAUCUGGACUAUAUCCACAAGUUUCAUAUACACCAAAUGCGAUACCAACCAAUAAUAAUAAUGGUACAACACCCUAUCAAACAUACCAUUAUCCACAUCCACAUCAAUCAGUGUCUGCUCCAAAUCUUGGACAGACUACAACAACGGUUAUCUAUGCCGAUCAUCACUACCAUCAUCCUCAACAAUACCAACCUCCCCAUCAUGCACCACCAACAACACCAUCGUACCAAUACCCUCCUCCACAACAACAACAACAACAACAACAUCCAAACACUCAAUAUCCGCAAUACCCUCCACCUCAACCUACAUACUAUUAUCCAAACUACCAACAACAACAACAACAACAUCCCUAA
This is a messenger RNA of Cavenderia fasciculata, 1404 nucleotides long. RefSeq lists its product as uncharacterized. Lineage: Eukaryota; Evosea; Eumycetozoa; Acytosteliales; Cavenderiaceae. The transcript is spliced from 3 exons. The record is from RefSeq and is a predicted model, not a curated record. Bases 1 to 1404 code for a protein of 467 amino acids.